Molecule: messenger RNA, 774 nt
Organism: Paraglomus occultum
Lineage: Eukaryota; Fungi; Glomeromycota; Glomeromycetes; Paraglomerales; Paraglomeraceae
Source: the annotation of a GenBank genome assembly
AUGGCGACAGUUUUCGAAAUGAAAGUAGGUGAACCAAGACCAAAAACUUCAUGGGUCUGGCCUUAUUUUGAUGUUAAAACUUUACCCGAUGGUGAACCCCUAGCAUGUUGCAAAUCAUGUGGGAAAACGUUCAAACAUGGUGGGAGCACAUCGAAUCUUAUCAACCAUCUCGCAAAAACGCACAAACUAUUUCCACCAAAAAUGAAACGGGCAAGCGGAGACGACGCCGCCAAAAACAGGAAGGGAAGCAUCAACGAACAAGCAAGUGGAUUUGGUGCAGGCAGCUUUGAACAGAACAUCGAAACUGUUACGGGAGGACAGCCAUCAGUGGGACAAGAGUUGGUGGGCCAUCCGUUGGGUUUCUUGAUAGGCAAAUGGCAAGGACGAGGGAAGGGAACGUAUCCGGGAAUGCAGGAAUUUGAGUAUAUCGAAGAUAUCGAAAUCUAUCCCGAUGAAGCUGGAAGAGGGUGGCUGUACUAUAGACAAAAGACGUGGAACCCAGCCCGGAAUAAUGCCAACUUUCACAGUGAGAUGGGUUAUUUCCGCUGCCCCGGCGUCGCUACCGUUGAAGAAGGACAAAUUGAAGGCACAUCUUUAUCCUUACAUUGUUCUAAUAUCGCACGAUCUGCUUCAGCCAAGCCUCCUCACGUACAAGAAUACAAAAGACGAUGGCAAUAUGAUCCUCGGGCCAAUACUUUGACAUACGAGUUCUUUAUGGCAACGUCACAAACACCAAUGGAACCCCAUCUAUUUGCUACUCUGCAUAAAGUAUAG